AUGAGCAACGCGACGUAUAACUAUGAAUUAUUGAAGAAAAGCAUGCAGACUGCCUCUAUGGUGUUCUGCAGUCUUGCGUUAGUGGUGGGGGUCCUUGGCAACGGGCUGGUCAUCUUCAUCACUGGCUUCCGAAUGAAGAAGACCGUCAACACAGUCUGGUUCUUCAACUUGGCCAUUGCUGACAUCUUCUUCAUCUUUUUACUGUAUUUUGCCCGUGCAGCUCUGAUAAUCCAGUCGGACAUGAGCCUGCCCUUGUGCAAGGCCAACGGCACCCUCCUCUUCUUCACCCUCUUUGCCAGUGUUUAUCUCCUCAUGGUCAUCAGCAUUGACCGUUGCAUUUCCGUCUGGUAUCCGGUCUGGGCUCAGAAUCACCGAACACCUCGGUUGGCUUCUUUUGUGGUUUUGGGUGUGUGGAUCCUGGCUUUGGUGUUGUGUUCUCCAGUUUUGUAUUUCUGGGAAACAGAAGUAAAUCCAAUUGACAUGGCUCGUCAUAAUUGCUCUAACGUUUAUGGUGAGUUUGAAGUGCUCAGCGAUCCAGCAAUGGUCAUCAGCCGCUUCAUCUUUGCCUUUGUCAUUCCCUUCUCUGUUAUUCUUAUCUGCUACGGGGCGAUUGUCUUGAAACUGAGAAGGACUCAGUUGUCUCCGUCCAGCAAGCCCUAUACAGUCAUCACGGCAGUGAUUGUCCCCUUUUUUGCCUUCUGGCUCCCCUAUUACGUGUUCCUGUUCAUUGACAUGAAAUAUGGAACACAACUCAACCUGCAGAUGACACUGUAUAUUGGAUUGCCCUUGGUCUCAUGCUUGGCGUUCAUCAACAGCUGCCUCAAUCCCAUCUUCUAUGUCUUCAUGGGUCAGAAUUUCAGAGAGGCCUUGAGACGGUCCCUCUUUUCCGCAUUUGAGGAUGCCUUCACUGAAGAUGUCCGGCAAACUGCGACAGCCAACAAAACAAAUCUUCAGCAGAGACGGAAUCCCAACGAUGAAUUCUGAAAAACCGACCCAUUCCAAAACGUGUUGGCUUGAGGAGACGUGUGUAAGGCUCAGGGUAUUCAUUGCAAAUCUAUUCCCUACGCAUUUGAAGCGCCUUCUUUGUCUCGGAACCAAAGCUAGAAUCUGGUUGAUGAAUCUGGUAUGCUGCUUUAUAUAGAGAUACCUGCUCUUAACUGCAAUGAUGAAUCCCAGAUUCAGAUAUGCAUUCUCAUUUUAUUCCUGUAGCCACCCAUCAUUGAAUGCAAGGGGAGCUGGUUCAGAUCUAAUGUCAUUUGAGCCAACCCCAUACCAGCUCAAAUAACACUUCUUAUUAUACGAUUGAUGCAUCGAAGUUCUAGAUUCAGAAAUUUUGUAUUCCUGGUUAUUCCUGUAGGUCAGGGGUGUCAAACUCAAGGCCCGGGGCUGGAUCCGACCUGCAGGGUACUUAAAUCUGGCCCGCGGGGCCACCCUGGAAAUAGCGAAGGACUGGCCCGUGGUGCCUCUGCCAGUGAAAAUGGGCUCCCAAGUUCCGUUUUCAGCUGCCAUGGCCUCCUGCAACCCUAUGCCAGUGAAAAGGGAGCUCAGGAGGGCUGCAUGAAAUGGGUUGCAGUCAAAAAGGGAGCUCAGGAGCCCAUUUUCCCUGGCAGAGUGCUUGGGCCACUACAGGUGCCCCGGACAGGAGUGACAUCAAGCCGACCACACCUACUCUGGCCACGCUCUCCCCCGAGGUCAAACACAACCCUGAUGCGGCCCUCAAUGAAGUCGAGUUUGACACCCCUUCCUUGGGUGAAUCAUGAAUUACAAUAGAUCAGUGUCCUCUUAAUUCUGAAUCUCUCCAAUAGGAAGAGUGGUUGCAAUUUGAUUUUUCUUGGUUUGCUUGGCAAAAGCCCUCUUGCUGGUAGAUCAUUAACAAACGUGGACCUCCUUCAUUGAUUCAUUGCAUUUCCUCUUACCUAUGGUUUAAAUCAGAGGUGGGUUUCAGCAGGUUCUGACCAGUUCUGGAGAACCGGUAGUGGAAAUUUUGAGUAGUUCGGAGAAGCGGUAGUAAAAAUUCUGACUGGCCCCACCCCCAUCUAUUCUCUGCCUCCCAAGUCCCAGCUGAUCGGGAGGAAAUGGGGAUUUUGCAGUAACCUUCCCCUGGAGUGGGGUGGGAAUGGAGAUUUUACAGUAUCCUUCUCCCGGAGUGGGGUGGAAAUGGAGAUUUUACAGUAUCCUUCCCCUGCCAUGCCCACCAAGCCAUGCCACGCCCAAGCCACACCCACAGAACCAGUAGUAAAAAAUUUUUGAAACCCACUACUGGUUUAAAUGACAUAUUUAGCUGCCUGAGCUGUAGCUCUUUUCUCCCAUAAACUGCAA
Ahaetulla prasina is the source of this 2319-nucleotide messenger RNA. Its product is annotated as chemerin-like receptor 1. Gene Ontology annotation, biological process: inflammatory response; positive regulation of cytosolic calcium ion concentration; phospholipase C-activating G protein-coupled receptor signaling pathway. The transcript has a single exon. The coding region runs from base 1 to 984 and encodes 327 amino acids. Gene Ontology annotation, cellular component: plasma membrane. The record is from RefSeq and is a predicted model, not a curated record. Lineage: Eukaryota; Metazoa; Chordata; Lepidosauria; Squamata; Colubridae. Gene Ontology annotation, molecular function: N-formyl peptide receptor activity; complement receptor activity.